Messenger RNA from Pomacea canaliculata, 2351 nucleotides. RefSeq lists its product as uncharacterized. The record is from RefSeq and is a predicted model, not a curated record. The transcript has 9 exons. NCBI's taxonomy places the organism in Eukaryota, Metazoa, Mollusca, Gastropoda, Architaenioglossa, Ampullariidae. The coding region runs from base 132 to 1643 and encodes 503 amino acids.
UCCUGGUCGGGGUGUGUACUCCAACAGUUAAACACGUCGCAAAAUAAAAAAUCGAAACAGGGGGAAACACCUUACAGUAAAACUCAAACCAGUUACCUGGAGCAGGUGUUUAUAAGUAACUCCUCGUAAACAUGGCGCUGGUAACCACGCCCGUGGCAAUAACACUUGUGCUACUUGUGAUCACCUAUCAAAAAGCAGACGGCACGAGCAUCACGUGCAAUGAAAACGGUAUGAGGAGACUUAGAGAGCUAAGCUCGUCUUCUUCUUGGUGUGACAGCUUGUCUCCCAACACUACACUCACCUGGGUCUUAUUUCCACUGUCUGGAACUUCCGUCAGUCUCGGCAGGUGUGACCCCAGCUAUUCUUGUGUGUCACUGCCUUCGAGGGUCACCAGCAUAACUAGAAACAACUACUGGUACAGCAGCAUUUCUUUUAUUGCUACGAGGGAAAUGGCGGGCACGCUGGUGUGCUUAAAACUCUUCAGUAACGGCACCACGUUGUCUGAUAACUGCACCCAAGACAUCGUGUAUCCCUUUCAAUUCGACGAUGUCAGUGUGAUAACAAAUCUCCAGGACUGGACGCUAACUGCUGUGUUUUCAACUCAAAAGGUUUUCUCUGCGAUGGACCUUUAUUAUGUUGACAUAAAAGAGUACUCUACACAGAUGCAUGAAUCCGGACAAUAUCAAUAUUUUUCCCGACUACCACCUGUCGUGUCUAAAACUUCAUUUCAACCAUACACUGACGGGCAGACAUACUACAGGGGGACGUUGGCUGUCACGUGGUCUUUUCCGAGCAAGGGUGGUAACUAUUAUUACACUGGCGACAUUGUCCCUGAUGGACCGACGAAUAUGAGAAUUCAUCCCAAGAUUAGAGGUUCCAUUAAAAUAUCAGAACCCUCGCCACCCAGCACAAACUGUCGCCUGACCUAUGUACCGGAAGUGGGUCCCAUCAACUGUCAGUGCAGCACUACGUCGCUUGGGACGCCCCCCGGCCGACUGAUGUGGCUUGUAGGAAAUGACGUCAUAGCAUCUGGUCAGAAUGGCGUCACACAGCUGCAGUUUCCCACGAACCGCGUGAACCGUACGCACGAUGGCCUGCAAGUCACGUGUCAGCUGGACUGGGUGGUCAAGCAGCACGUGGUCGUGACGGACAACGUAGCCUAUGGUCCAAAAGAUGUGAGCAUCCAGGUGGAGUCGGAAAACUGCUUGGUCAUGGCGACCUGCAGUGUGGACGACAUCAAACCCUUCACAUCUGGCAUGAUGCAGUGGGGUGGACUGUGUCAAGGUCAGCGAGGUGCCGUGUGCACGUUUAGAUCACGUGGCGCGGAGGAUGACGGGAAGGAGGUCACGUGCACGGUCACGAAUCCCUUCAAUAACGGCCACAACAUUAAAGCCACUGCGAGGGUCACAGUCUCAGACUGUUUGGACAAAAUGGCGCGGAACACCAUGGCGCAGAGUGUUGGCACCAGUGUCGGUGUCACCGUUGGUGUGUUGGUGCUACUGGUGUGUUCUGUGCUGGUCGUCCUGUGGAUUUGCAGACGUCGUGCAACAGGUGGACCUAAACAAAAGUCAGUUGUCAGAUUCCCAAGAGCACUACUACGCAGGUCUAUUCCAGACCUCAGGAAGGGAGAUAAUUCAAAGUAACGUGGAAGACAACGCGCCUCACCCUGGUUCUGACACUAGCUACUAUCAAAAUGUUCAACUUCCUUAAGUUAAUGUUUAAAUAUAUUAUUGUUUCAUCCAACACCAACACAUAACAACAUAUUUUUUGUAGUCUAGAUUUUGUGUAUAAAUAUAUUGUUUGCUCAACUUUAACUUAUGAAUAGCAGACCAAGAUAGCUAGAGAAGAUAAAAGACCAGAAAAACAUUGUAUUUUUCGACCCACCCAUUAAAUCACCGUAUCACUGUAUUCUUUCAUUUCUUUUUAAUAUUUAUCUAAAAAUAUACCGAAGUUUACAUUGUGACUCGGCGCAGUGGCAGUGGUGCCAUUCCGCCUAGAAGAAAUUUUGUACUAUAAGGCUAAAGAGGGAGGAGAGAGGAAACCUACAUAGGAAUCCCCCCGACAGCUAGCCCUGCAAACAGAGAAGACCGCUUUAUAAACUGUUAGAAAGCUGGAUUAUUAUGAGUGUUGUACAUACUAUGCAGGUUUUUCUGUUACAGUGAGGACAUAAUUGUAUUCUUUUGGAUUUGAUGUACAGAAAAGUCGCGUUUUAUUCAAUCAGCAUUGUUUUAGAUUGUGAUAAAUAAUUAAUUUGAGACUCUUCCUGAUUUAUGCUUAUUAGUCAUUGGAGAAAGAAAAGAAAGAACUAAUUGAGAACAUUGGAGCUUUAAAUUACCAAAUGUGUUAAAGCC